This is a messenger RNA of Poecilia reticulata (guppy), 884 nucleotides long. RefSeq names its product spermatogenesis associated 17 (gene spata17). The record is from RefSeq and is a predicted model, not a curated record. Lineage: Eukaryota; Metazoa; Chordata; Actinopteri; Cyprinodontiformes; Poeciliidae. Gene Ontology annotation, molecular function: protein binding.
AACAAGUAAACUGUGUGGCAAUGGCUGACCUUCUAAACUUGAAACAACAAGUAGAGGAAUUUAAAAGUGAAUACUACAACAGAAACUGGCAAGCCGAGGUGAACAGAAAGGAGGAGACCCAGGCUGCCAUCCGAAUUCAGAGCUGGUUCCGAGCCUGCAGGGUGCGGACAUACAUCAGACAUCUGAACAAGAAAGCAAUCAUCKUACAGAAGGCAUGGCGCGGCUUUGCAGCAAGGGCACGUGUCAGACAAAUGGUGAAGGCGGCAUAUUUUACCAUGAAGAUGAAUUUCUACAACGACAUGGCGGUCAGGAUUCAGAAAACAUGGAGAGGAUUCUACUUCAGGAAGUAUAUCCAUUACUUUUAUGCUCGGAAAAGAUAUCUGCAGCAAAUUCUCAUGAAUAAUGAGCUCGUGAGGAAAGAGUUGGACGAGAUUGAGAAAGCACAGGCGAGAGAGAAGGAAUAUCUAGACGCUAUAAAAGAGCAGAAAAUAAAAGCUUACCAAGCUUAUCGAAUGCACCAUCUCAUCAGCACGAAAAAGCUCCCCGGGGUGUUCAACUCUCCUUACAGGCAGACCCCUCAUGAGAUGGAGCUGCUGCUGAGGCAGGUCAGGUAUCAGGUCCCUGGCAGCAUGGCCCACCGGGAUGCUGGUUAUCUCGGGGGCCUUUGCGACUCAACGGGACUUAGUUUCUCUGGGUCUGCUGAAUCCCAACGUACCAUUUCCACCAAAACCCAGGAGUUCAGAACCAGACUACCUCCUAUCGUCACCAAGAAGGGAAAGGCAAAAAUGACUCAAGCUGUCCAUAACAGAUGAGGCAGAUAAUGGAUUAAAGCACACUUAAAAURCGAAUGAGAUAAAAAAAUUAAAAAUAAUGCAAUAGUAAAA